GCUGAAUGGACUAACCAGCUUGGGGACUUGAAACUCACGGGCAGGAAAAAGCACUCUGGGAUCCCAUGGGUGGUUAGAAGCCGAAGUUAAAGGGAUUACUCUUGGCUGUCGAACACAGGAAGUUCUUGGAGCCAAGAGGGAUCACCUGACUGGCGGUGGCCCAACACCUCUUCCUAGAGACAGCAGGACCUAUCAGGAUACAUCAGCCCUGCUCUCACGGCUUGUUAAUUCACCAUGGAGCCAAGAAAUCUUUCGUGAAACUGCACGGUUGUCUUGAAGGCAACUAGCUAAAGAGUUUGGCAGCACCUUUUGUGUGUUUUUGGAAUACUGCCCUUGAGUGUGUGCUGCUGGUCCUUAGAAAGGAAUUUAUGCUGUCUGGGAGGACAUUUUCCUGAGAUUUUGCUGUUGACAUGCUUUUCCCCACUACCUUUCAAUUCAAAGCAUAUGACCUCCAUUCAUGGUCACAACGAAGCUAAGGCCUCGAGGGAGUGUCAUUUGUCAAGGAAUAAUUUGGACUCAGGCCAAAAAUGGCCAGAGACGUCAGUCCUCUGAGCCUCAUGCCUCUUUCUGCAAGACACCAGCAAUGGGUUGGAGCCUCUCUGGGGUGUAUCCUCCCCUUCUUCCCUCUACGUUCUCUAAUUUGCUACUACUUCCUGUCAUGUGCAGCAGCAACAGGAAGCAUGCCUGGCAUAGAAUAUGACUAUGGCAUUAGCCCCAAAUUUGUUUGCACCCCAAUUCCCCCAGAAGCAGACCCCAGCUGCUAUUCCCCACCCAGUGUGCCCCAUGGACCAACGAGUACUAAUGGCCACACUAAUGGCCACAAUGGCAGUAGCCGGAGAGGCAUGAUGUCUGACGAAGCCAAAGCCACCAUCUUACACCUGCGUGAGAGCCUUGUGAGGCAAAAGGAGACCAUCCUUGACCAGCGGGAGACCAUCAGGGAGCUGACAGCCAAACUCACUUUGUGUGAAGGCUUUGGUGGUCACCAUAGCACUGAUCACCAUGACAGCAAUCACCACGACAACCAUCAUGAUACCCAUCAUGAUAAUCAUCAUGACGGCCACCAUGAUGACCAUCACGGUCAUCACAGCAACCACCAUUCACCCUCAUCUUCACACCACGGGCCUUCAGCAUAUCACAGCAGCGAUCACCACUACCCCCACGGCAGCCACAGGUCCGACCCCCACCACAGGAAGGGCUCCUCAUAUGGAAAGCACAGCUCCUUCUCCCCUGAACAGACAGGCAAAACACUGCAGACUCUGAAGGAGAGGCUGGAGAGCUUACAGGCCAGGAACUCCUCCAGCUCCUACUCCAGUUCCCUGAGGGAACUCCUCCAGCGGAAGAUCACUGCCCUCGAGGACCAGCUGCACAGCUACUACCGAGAUCACCAUGACUACGGUCACCAUAACGACCACCAUGAUGAUCACCAUGAUGACCACCACGAUGACCAUCACGGCAGCAGCCACCACAACGACCAUCACGAUGACCACCACGAUGACCACCAUGGCAACGGCCACCAUGACGGCCACCACAACGACAACCAUGGUGCCGGUCACCAUGAUGACCACCACGAUGACCUCCACAGUAAUGGUCACCAUGAUAACCACCAUGACAGCCACCACAACAGCCACCACGGUAGCCACAGGAACAGUCAUCGCAGCAGUCACUAUAACCGCCAUCACGAUCACCACUACGACUGGCACCACAGCCGGCAACGUGGUCACUAUGGUAACCAUAGCCCCCACCGUGAUGACCAUUAUGAUGACCACCAUGAUGAUCAUCACUAUGACCACCAUGGUCACCUCGAUGAUCACCAUGGUAGCAGUCAUCACGAUGAUCACCAUGACUAUCACCAUGGACCUGGACACCAUGAUGACCACCAUGAUGACCACCAUGAUAAUCAUCACGGCAAUGACCAUCAUGACAGCCACCAUGGUAACGAUCACCACCCACGGAGGCUUCCCAAUGGCAGCAAGGAAACAACGUUGCGAGGCGCAGGGCACAGCAAACUGGAAACGGUGCUCAGCCAACUGCACCACGGCAACAAUGACCACGGAAUCCACAAGAAGCUAAAGAGUCCCAACGCUUUCCUGCUCGACUUCCCCAUGAAGACUAACUACAUGUACGCCAGGAUGAAGCGGUCGGUUGUCAACGAGAUCUUUGCCAUGACCAUCUGCCUGUGGCUGAAGGCAGGUGCUGGUCCGGGCCUCGGUACUCCCUUCUCCUAUGCUGUAGCUGGACAAGCCAAUGAGUUGGUGCUCAUCGAAUGGGGCAGCAACCCCAUGGAGCUGCUAAUCAACGACAAGGCGGUGACAUUGCCCAUAACCAUGACAGAUGGGAAGUGGCAUCAUGUGUGCAUGACAUGGACGACACGGGACGGUGUCUGGGAGGCCUACCAGGAUGGGGUGAAGAAAGGCUCAGGUCAAAACCUGUCAGCCUGGCACCCCAUCAAACCAGGAGGGAUCUUCAUCCUGGGCCAGGAGCAGGACACAAUGGGAGGCCGCUUUGACGUCACUCAAUCCUUCAUUGGAGAGUUGUCUGAUCUCCAGUUCUGGUCCAGAGUCCUGACGCCCAGUGAGAUCUACGGCCAGGCGACCUGUGGAGGCCACCUCAUUGGUGAUGUCAUCUCCUGGUCUGAUGAAGCCGUGGAGCUGCAUGGAGGGCUCACUGAGCUCCCCUUUGAUCCCUGCCACUAAGGACUGACACUCCAGUCCCACACCCAGAGCUGUAUCAUCAUCACCCCAACAUUUUCUACUACGUGUUCCCAUCAGAAGUAGUUGAAGAGCAGGAAAAUGUUUUGUCAUGGAUUAAAGAUGGGGAUUUAUCUCAUUGCUUGCUCACAUUGCAAGCUCAGCCAUGAGCAACAGACAAAGCAGGAGUUACUUUGCUUUUUCUAUAUAUUUGCCAUUCCCAUCCGAUCCUUCUGCCUUCUCCACCUUCACCCUCACUUCUUUGCUCUGACACUCUCAGCAGGACGACUUUGAAGGCUCCAAAGAGCGCAGGGCUUUGGAUUUACCGGCUGUGUGGUCAUGACUAUGGCCGCUCUGAGGGAUCCAACACACAUAAUAGGAUUUCAUUCCAUCAGCACAGGUUCAAAGGUUGCUUGUUGCCAUCAGCUCGCCUACACUAGCUCAUUUUGUUUGGUAUGUGAGCAACAUAGACAUUACAGGAGGUGAAAGAGUGGCUAAAAGGCCAUGGAUACAAAUAAAGCCACAUAGAGACCUGAACCUAGAUGACUCAUACAUGUUGCUAAAGUAUCGAAUAUCUGCUCAUUGCUUUGUGGAGACAAAGGUUGUGGGACGUUUUUUUCAACGUAGGUUUGUAAAAUUUGGCACAAUCUACUGGUGUUGAUUUUGCACAGUGAGAUUUUGGUGGACUGUUUUAUACUAGUAUUUCAUAUUGAAAACUUUACAACAGACAUUUUUUUUUUGUAGAAAUAAAACAGAAUUUGCUUUUGUGGCAUUCAAAAAAAAAUCGAAUCAAUUUGUUUUGUGUUCUUCAUGAGCGUAAUGAUGUUUUAAAUCUGAAAGAAUCCACUGUGUCUGUCUGUAAGUGGAUCUGCUUCUCUGUUCAAAAGUCAGCGGUUACAUAAGAACACCAUGGCUCAAUGUCAGACAUGACACAUUACAGCCACGGGCCACCUGACUGCACCAGCACAGUGUUAACUCAACAGGUCACAGCAGUAAUGCAGAUUUCUCUUCGGCAACCGGUGGCUUACAGUGGGAUUUACCUGUGGACAACUGAUCUGAUCCUGCCUAUUUCCAACCAGCUCAUGGCAGAGUGAGACACACACACACACACACACUUGCACAAGUUCAGAGAAGAUAAAGAGGUAAAAGAAGACAUUACUGAUCUCUGUUUGUAGCUGCACCUUCAUGUUUUUAUAACAAAAGAGUUUUUGUACAUGUAAAUUAUAUAAGAUAGUAUGUUUUUAAAUUAUUAAAACAUUUAUUAUGGCAUUCCUCACAUUGUAAAUAAGUACAUAGCACUUUCUCAACCCCGUGUUAACCCUGUGGUUGUUUGUAAAGCACAUCUUCAGGAGUAAAUGGUUUAUUUUUUGUCUAUUACAGCCCCACUCCCUCUAAGUUAAACUUAGAGAGGAUGAACUCUCUUUCUUGAUAGUAAAAAGGGGUAUCUGUUGUUGCCAUGGUAAUAGCAUCUCUCAGCAUCAGGACCACAUCGUCGCACUACAGCAGUAAAUAUCUGCAAAAUGUAAUGCCAAGACGAGCAGCACUUUAAAACCAUGCUCCUGUUUUCCUCUCAUGAUAGUGGGCCAAAUGCAUGUGACGUUUGUUUUGUAUGUUUCUUCUGUCUCUGUUAUAUAGACCUCAGUUUAUACACCACCUCCAUCUAACAAACUGUGUAGUUUGUAAGCUGAAUGUUGACAAAUGACAUGUAAAAAUAAGAUAUACAACUUUACGCUUAAAGACUUGCUUAUUCUCGCCUUUGGUGUACACUUUAAUGUAUAUUAGGUUUUUUUUUUGUUAUCUUUAUUCUUGUGUCUUUGGCUGUAAAUAUUAAAUGUAUUACAGUGUAUUCAGUAUACAGUCCCUCCCUUGUGUGUAAGCCAAAACUAUAAACUGAAUUGUUAAACUUGAAAGAGGAAGAAAAUGCACUGUAAAUGCUGUCAAAUAUUUGUAAAGAUGUUGGGAUUUUGAAUAAAUCUACUUAAAAUAUAUUAUGAAUUCAAA
Molecule: messenger RNA, 4688 nt
Organism: Epinephelus lanceolatus (giant grouper)
Lineage: Eukaryota; Metazoa; Chordata; Actinopteri; Perciformes; Serranidae
Source: RefSeq, a predicted model, not a curated record